AUGUAUAGCGAUGAAGAGGUGGAAAGAAUUAGUCGGGAAUCAAAUCCGGAACCCGUACGAUGGGUCAAAUCAGACGAGAUCAAAGUCAGCAUCGUGGAGGACAACUCUAUUGUACGCUUACAGUGCAAAGCAGUGGGUUUCCCAUGUCCGGUCUAUCAAUGGUACAGGAAUAAGGAACUUUUGGAAGGCGUCACUAGUAAUACAGUUGAUGUUGUGAGAUGCAAAUGCUCAUCGGAUUUUACAUUUUUUUGCGUAGUGACGAAUGAAAUUGAGGAUGGUCAUGUAUAUUCGGAGUUUUACCGAAAACCUGGAAAGGAGUACUCCUCCCGUAUCGUCUCACAAACCGUAUCAUUGGCUUCUUUUGUCGGAGAAGAAUACAGAUGUGAUGGCUGUCGGUCUGGUAAUCUAGAAAAUUUACGAGAAAUAAUGGCGAGCAUGAAUAUCACAACUGAGGAGAAAGCUCCGAUCAUUCCAGUUUCUGCUUACGACAAUGAGCAGCUGGUUGCUUCGGACAAAGACCUCAAAUACAAAACUGUCACAUUAGCGGAUCUCACGUUGGCCGAAAUGAAAUUUGUGCUUAAAGAAUACAAGAAACUCUUAGGAAAUGGAGUUUAUGCGGUUUUUUAUUUUGUUGGCCACGGCUUUGAAGUGAACGGACAGUGCUACCUCUUACCAGUAGAGGCUCCCUCAGAGGCACACAGACCAGAACAUUGUCUCUCUAUGGAUUUCGUUCUAAACGAGCUGAGUGAUCACAAUCCUGCGCUAAACCUGUUGUUGCUCGAUGUCUGCAGGAAAUUCAUCCCGUACGUUGCAGAUAAAACAAUCAAGGGCGAAAUGAAUGGAGUUUUCAUGAAAUACCUCAAAGCCCAUCUGAAUCAGCAAGUUUCUGUUAUAAAAAUGAUCAAUGACACCCUACGA
Molecule: messenger RNA, 918 nt
Organism: Strongylus vulgaris
Lineage: Eukaryota; Metazoa; Nematoda; Chromadorea; Rhabditida; Strongylidae
Source: the annotation of a GenBank genome assembly